AUGAUAAGGUUAAGAACAUGGACAUGGACGUUACAUAUAGGAACUAUAUGUUUGAUACUACAGGGAAUCUCUGGACAAACCACACCCGCACCGGAAAAGAAAGCUCACCGUCUAGUUAUUAUGGACUACGAAAAAGUAGGAACUGCGACCGCUCAAUCUUCCGCACCGUUACGUGUACAGACUACCACGACACGAACGGCCACGGCAAAGGGUGGAUCCUCAGGAGCUGUUGUGAAAUCGGGUGGUCCAGCUCUGAUGGCUGCUUUCAGUGCAGGCUCAGCAUUCUCGCCAGCGUUUGCACCACCAGAGUGUACGAACUGUACGAAUGAAGAUGUUUUGUCCGCAACGGAUUUCGACUACGACAGUUUAGCUUUGCUUGGCAAUACAACCUAUCCGGACUACACGGCAAUUGAAAUGUCCUUGAAUAAGGCAACAAUUCUACCAUCUGUCGAUAAUACGACAAUACUGCCUGGACUUGUUACGGGUGCUCCAGUUCCACUAAAUGGAAACUCUCUCGGUUCCGAUCAACCUGCCGAUACAAACAUAGUGCCCAUCCCUGUUCCGGUUGUGAAUCCAUCGCCGAGCUCUUCCGACGAUAAAAAUGUCCAAAUAUUCGAAAAAACCGAAAGUUCGUCCACCACACAAGCCAGCGCAUCAUCCACGACAAAGCGGCGCGUUAAAAAAACGAGAUCGACAUCCACUACAUCAACCACGACGACCACUACCACAACGACCACCACCACCACCGUUCGACCCCGUAAGACGAAGAAACCGAAAAAGAAUAAAAAAGGUAGAAAGCUCAUCCCAGUGCAAACCACCACAACUACCGGUUUUCCGGAACAUCGCGAAGAAAGGGAAAAACAUGUGCGUAAAACUGGGAAAAAAUCCACCACAACAACCAGCACUACGCCACGACCAAAGAAGGUGAAAAAAGAGAGGAAAACGGAGCAAUAG
Molecule: messenger RNA, 954 nt
Organism: Anopheles moucheti
Lineage: Eukaryota; Metazoa; Arthropoda; Insecta; Diptera; Culicidae
Product: integumentary mucin C.1-like
Exons: 8
Coding region: 1-954 (317 amino acids)
Source: RefSeq, a predicted model, not a curated record